This is a messenger RNA of Rhagoletis zephyria (snowberry fruit fly), 1393 nucleotides long. The record is from RefSeq and is a predicted model, not a curated record. NCBI's taxonomy places the organism in Eukaryota, Metazoa, Arthropoda, Insecta, Diptera, Tephritidae.
GAUGGCCUGGUCAAGUCGAACAUGGAGAAGCUCAUCUUCUACGCAAUGUCAUCGCCGGAGAAGCUUGACCGAAUUGGCGCCUACCUGGCGGAGCGCAUCAACCGCGACCUCUCACGACAUCGCUUCGGCUUUGUGGUGAUUGCCAUUGACGCCAUGGACCAGUUGCUGGUGACCUGCCACUCACUGAAUCUCUUUGUGCAGAGCUACCUGAAGGUGGUGCAGCUAGUGCUGGAGAGUCAAGAUGCCGAUCUGCAAGUGCUCGCAACGAGCUCGUUUGUGAAGUUUGCGAACAUCGAGGAGGACACGCCGUCGUACCACCGCAGCUACGACUUCUUCGUCUGCAAGUUCUCCUCGCUGUGCCACAGCAACAACGGCGACCUGAAGAAGCGGAAGCAGCUGCGCUCGGCCGGCCUGAACGGCAUCAAGGGGCUCAUUCGGAAGACGGUCAGCGACGACCUCAACAACGGCGACCUGAAGAAGCGGAAGCAGCUGCGCUCGGCCGGUCUGAACGGCAUCAAGGGGCUCAUUCGGAAGACUGUGAGCGACGACCUGCAGGUGCAGACGGACAUCUGGAGUGAGGUGCACAUGGAGAAGAUCAUCCCCUCGCUGCUCUUCAACAUGCAGUGCAAGGACUUUGAGGACAUUCCAGGCAGCACUGAGGCGGCGGGAAAAGUUGGGGGAGUGAUCAUUUUGGCACCCGAUUCGCAGUGCAGUGCUGUGGACCGGUCGAGCGGAAGCGGAAGUGACCAGCAGCUGCCGCAGGUGCAGGCGGAGGAGUGCCUGCGCGAGCUAAUAGCCCGGGCCACCUUCGGUCACGUGCACACCAUUCUGAAGCCGAUCAUCAAGCACCUCGAUGCCCACCGGCUGUGGGAGGCGACGGUGGCCGAGCCGAGCGACAAGUUCGCCAUCAACUCCUUCAAGAUCAUCAUGUACUCCAUUCAGCCGCAGCACUCCUACACGGUGGUGCAGCUGCUGAUGAACCACCUGGACAGCCACUCGGGCGAGAAUCGCAUCAAGGUGAAGACAGGCAUCGUCAACGUCCUCAAUGAGAUCAUCAGCAUCAGCGUGGCGCAGUCGAUCGGUCCCUCGGUGCUGGGCAUCAUCAGCUCGCUCAUUCUCCACCUGCGUGACUCCAUCCACAACAUCAACAUGAAGAAGUACGUCGAGGAGGAGCGCCUCUUCCAGGAGGCGGUGAUCAACACUCUGGGCGAGUUUGCCGCCAACCUCCCUGACUACCAGAAGAUCGAGACGAUGAUCUUCAUCAUCGACAAGGCGCCGCCGGUGUCGGCCACCUCGGCCACGGACAUUCAGCUGCAGAACAUCAUCCUCAAGAGUCUGCUGAAGGUGACCACGAAGUACAAGCCGGUCAGCAUGAUGCAGACCUUUCCCUCCA